Messenger RNA from Arabidopsis arenosa, 3652 nucleotides. The record is from the annotation of a GenBank genome assembly. Lineage: Eukaryota; Viridiplantae; Streptophyta; Magnoliopsida; Brassicales; Brassicaceae.
GAAAAUGUAAAAUGUUGAACCUUUUUCAACAACGGUAGUGUUCAUAAAUCUCUAAUGAUUGUGUUGUUUAAGGCAUUAGCUUUGUUUAAGAAACGACAACGUUUCAUCAGUGUUCUGUUAAACCCAGCUUUGGGGUUUUCACUUGGAAGUGAGCUUUAUCCCUUUGGCUCCCAUCAAUGGAGGUUCUAAACUCUGCUCUUCCUAAUAAUGGUUUCUUCAAUUUCUCGUCUUUCUCGUCCAAUUCGAACAGGAGACUCACUAACAAGAGAAACCAACAUCGAUUCAACUUGCCCAUCUCCAAAUUCCACUACUAUCGCGUUUCAAUUCUCCGAGUCUCGGCUCGGUUCGGAGAGACCUCGAGGAGACGUAAUUCGCUGAGGAAGAAGAUUAUCGGUGAUGAGAAUUGGCGUUCGACUCCGAAAUCUUCUGACCCAGGUACGAAACCUCUAAACGAAAGCCAUAAUUUCGAUCACAGUGAUGAUUCGAAAGAUAGCACCGAGGGAUUGAAAGAUAGGGUUGCUCAAGAUUCGAAUUUGCUGAAUGAGCUUGAAAAUUGGGUUGCUAGAUAUAAGAAUGAAGCAGAGUAUUGGGGGAUUGGUUCGAAUCCCAUUUUCACUGUCUAUCAGGAUUCUGUUGGAAACGUGGAGAAAGUUGAGGUUGAUGAAGACGAGAUCUUUAGUAGAAGAUCAGGUCUUGAGGAUUUGGAAUCAGUGAGUUCUAAGGUUCUAUAUGCGAAGAAAUUAGCUGAACAGAUGGAGAAUGGGGAAAAUGUGAUCCAUAAGGAUAGUUCUCUUGUCAAGUUCGUUUCUUCUUCUUCUUCUUCAGAGGAAGAGUUUCGUUUUGUUAGCUCCAUCCAAAACGCAAUUCUUCGUCUUGACUUAAUUCCAAAGUUGCCGGCGAUUGGAAGAGCUGUUUUGUGUGGUUACAUUGGACUCUGGUUACUGAAGACGGUGCUUGUGUAUAGGAAGAGCAAUGAGGUUGAGUGUACAGAGUUGGAGAAGGAGAUGAUGAGGAGAAAGAUGAAAGCUUGGAAGGAAAAGGAAAUGUCGGAGAAAGGUACUGUGGAAGUUUUGCACAAGGAGGGUUUGGAAAAGCCAUUGGUUUCGUUUGAGAAGCCUAAGUUUGAUCGGAAAGAACUUAUGAGUAGUAUUUCUAAAGUUAAGGGUUCAGAGAAGAAACUGGAACUCUUGAAUGCUUCUCAUGUUGAGAGUGGUGAUUCCUUGGACUUUGAUGAUAAGAUCCAUGAAAUCAAAGCAAUGGCUAGACGAGCACGGGAGAUAGAAGCUGGUAUAGAACUUAAUGAAAAGGAGAACCGCGAGGUGAACAAAGAAACGAGCGACAAUGAUGAAGAUAUAAGCAUGCGGUCACAGAGCAGUCUUCCACAUGAGGGUUUGACACCCAGUGAAGGUGAUGAUGAUAAAAAGGAAACCUUGGGGAUUUCGAUUGAAAUUAAUCAAGAAAACACUGAAAUGUUUGAUUUGGCUAUUCCAAUGGUGAAUGGAGCUAUGGUAGAUUCUGGUUCUCCUAUUCAUGAAAUGGCAGCAUCUGACAAAGAAAAGGUGAGUGAUGUGGUACCACUAGUUCCUACAGAUGGAGUCAUCCAAUCUUCUGAUGUCUCUAAGGAUCAGUUAAGUAUUAUGAAUAAUAGCCCUGGUCGUAAGUCACGAGUCAUACGGUCUGUAAAAGAGGCUAAAGAGUUCCUUUCAAGAAGAAGUGGUGAGAAAGAGACUACUCAGGAACCUUCUCAGAUGAUAGCCCAAGACAGUGAUGAAAUCUUCCCAAAGCAGAGUGACGAAGAGCGUGGUGUUGCUAGAAAACACGAAUUGGUUGACAAAAAUAAAAUCCUUGGUGCAGCUGUCAAUGGAACCUUGAAAUCUGCACUUGAGUCUACUUCUUCUGAACCGUUGGGGAAGGAUGUUGAUUCUCAACCCCAAAAGAAUGAUUACCAAAAACUCUCAGAACCUGGGAAUGCAGUUAAGGGAUCGAGCAAGCAAAGAGAUUCUUCAAAUAAAAUAGAAGAGCGCAAAACAAGUUUUUUCAGAUCAGCCAAAAGUUCUUCUGGUGUUACUGAACAAAUAGAGAAGGCAGAACCAUCGGGGAAGGAGAAUUGGAUAGAGAAAAACUACCAUGAAUUUGAGCCUGUUGUUGAAAAAAUGAGAGCAGGAUUUAGGGAUAAUUAUAUGGCUGCUAGAGAGGGUGAAACUCGGGAGCCAGGUACAAUUGCUGAAAUUGCAGAACUUUACCGCAGUGAGUAUAAUGAUGAGCUUGAGUGGAUGAAGGACGAAAAGCUAAGAGACAUUGUCUUCCGUGUUCGAGAUAAUGAGCUGGCUGGUAGGGAUCCAUUUCACCUGAUUGAUGCUGAAGAUAAAUCUAUGUUUUUGCAAGGCUUGGAGAAGAAAGUUGACAAAGAAAAUGAGAAACUGUCUCAUCUGCAUCAGUGGAUUCAUUCAAACGUUGAAAACCUAGACUACGGAGUAGAUGGCAUCAGUGUGUAUGAUCCACCAGAAAAAAUCAUACCGAGAUGGAGAGGGUCUUCGCUUGAUAAGAACCCCGAGUUUCUCAAUAACUAUCAAGAACAGCGCGAAGCGUUGUUUUCUGGAAAAGCUGCAUCUGCAUCUCCUGUGAAAUAUGAAGAACAGAUCUCUCAUCAGGAAUUAUCAGAGUCUGCUUCCUCUGAGAACACUCUCACCCCUUCAUCUGAAAUGACCUCAAGCCAGCCAAAGAUUGUUGUAGAAGGAAGUGAUGGAUCUAUUAGACCUGGUAAAAAAUCAGGAAAGGAGUAUUGGCAGCACACGAAGAAAUGGUCACGCGGGUUCCUCGAGUUGUACAAUGCAGAGACUGAUCCAGAAGUGAAAGCUGUUAUGAGAGACAUGGGAAAAGACUUGGACCGAUGGAUUACAGAAGACGAAAUCAAAGACGCAGCUGAUAUAAUGGAAAAGCUGCCAGAGAGGAACAAGAAGUUCAUGGAAAAGAAACUGAACAAACUCAAGAGAGAGAUGGAGUUGUUUGGUCCUCAAGCUGUUGUGACCAAAUACCGCGAGUAUGGAGAAGAUAAGGAAGAAGAUUAUCUAUGGUGGUUGGACCUUCCGCAUGUACUGUGCCUUGAGUUGUACACAGUUGAUGAAAACGGAGAGCAGCAAGUAGGGUUCUACACAUUGGAGAUGGCAACAGAUCUCGAGUUAGAACCCAAACCACAUCAUGUGAUCGCUUUCGAGAACGCUGCGGACUGUCGAGACCUCUGUUACAUUAUUCAAGCUCAUUUGGAUAUGCUACGAAGUGGAAACGUUUUCAUUGUUCCGCGUCCGCCAAAGGAUGCAUAUCGAGAAGCCAAGGCGAAUGGGUUUGGUGUAACGGUUAUUAGGAAAGGAGAACUGAAGUUGAAUAUUGACGAACCAUUAGAAGAAGUAGAGGAAGAGAUAUGUGAGAUAGGAAGCAAGAUGUACCAUGAUAAGAUCAUGGGAGAUCGAUCUGUGGAUAUAAGCUCGUUGAUGAAAGGUGUCUUUAACCUGAAGACCAAACCUACUGGCCGAAGAAGAAAACGAUCAAAGCAGGCUCUUAAAGAUUCUAACAAGAAAAAUAGCUGAGGCACCAAGCCAAAAGGCCUAGCAACAAAGAUUGGAGGCAAACUAAAAAAUGAAAGCAUGUCAUUAAU